AUAAUCUUAAAUUGCUUGGAAGAGAAGUUCUCGACAUAAUACAGAAACGUGUCGGAACUACUCAAUAUCAUAUUGCAUAUAAUAAUGUGCAACAACAGGUAUCAGAUGUAAGAAGAGAGCGUAAGAAUAAGCGUGCUAUAAAG
Messenger RNA from Acaulospora morrowiae, 143 nucleotides. The record is from the annotation of a GenBank genome assembly. Lineage: Eukaryota; Fungi; Glomeromycota; Glomeromycetes; Diversisporales; Acaulosporaceae.